Periophthalmus magnuspinnatus is the source of this 5495-nucleotide messenger RNA. It is a transcript of the gene lrig1, whose product is annotated as leucine-rich repeats and immunoglobulin-like domains 1. Gene Ontology annotation, molecular function: protein binding. The transcript is spliced from 18 exons. The record is from RefSeq and is a predicted model, not a curated record. Bases 826 to 3930 code for a protein of 1034 amino acids. Lineage: Eukaryota; Metazoa; Chordata; Actinopteri; Gobiiformes; Gobiidae.
GCACCCAACGUGGGACUACACAGAGCGGUCACCGAGGAAAAAAGGAAAAGUAACAGCAAACUCAAGAGGGGAAAAAACUAGCGACGGUGCUGGAAAGGAGGGGGCAAACGUAUUUUGCUAUUAAUCGGAUCGUCAAGAUUUAGUGACCACAGAGUGCACCCGAUAAGCAGUGUGCUCGGCCGGGACGGACCUACGCGCAUCGGAAACUUGGAUCUAGCGGCGGCGGAGUGUUGAGAUUUCAGGCGAUACACGGCGCUGAUCUGAGCUUCGACAAAUUAGAGUUUUGGAGCAGUGUUUCUACAAACCAUAACUUUAAUUUAACAUAUUCGGUUUGACCGCGAGCCCUUUCACCUUCACCCCAAAGCUGUGCGUAAACGUGUUGCCAAGUUUGUAGAGUUUCUCUGCCUGUGCGAGUCUAAUUUAAGGAUCUCGGCUGCGCUGUGUCCUUUCCACUACACGUUCUACAACCUUUACAGUUGGACAUGGAGAUAUCCACGCAGACCAUGUGUUUUGGACAAAAAGAAGCUGUUUUCCUUUCAUAUUAAGUUCUUUUGCUGUCAACUAUUUCUUGAUUCAAUCACUUUUUGAUCAUAUCACGCGUCUCUUCCGAGUUCAUAGAAAGUUAGACUUCAAACUUGUUCCAAAUGACUGUUUGAGAUGGAUUCUGUUCUCUCUUCAACAACCCCUUGUUUUUUGGACUGUACAUGGUUAUAAAAACGCUCUUAAUGCGUUAUAAAGGGGACCGUGUCUUUUUGAAAGCGCAUUAUCAGCCCAGUUAAGGGUCCGGGCAGAGCUCUGCGGCCGCGCUAUUUAACUGGAUACAAAAUGGCGGCGACCCUGGGAAAAUUUGGAAUUGUUUUUCGUUUUCUUUUUUAUUUAAUUUUUAUACCUGAACUGUUAACCAGUUAUGGCAUGGGUUCAGAAGUGCUAUGUGCCCAGAACUGCACUUGCAAUGGAGAUUCAGUGGACUGCAGCAACCUGGGACUGACUGCUCUUCCCCUGGACCUGCCUGUGGGGACAGUGUCUCUGAAUCUUGGGCACAACAAGCUGACUGCAAUAGAUCCUGAAUCCUUUGUCAAUCUUCUUCAUUUACGAGAGUUGCGGCUGGACCACAAUGAGCUGACCUCCAUACCAGAUUUAGGAACUGCAGCUUCUAAGAUUGUAUCACUCUACCUGCACCAUAACCAUAUUCACAGUAUUGAUGGGAGGCUGAUCAGAGAGAUGGCUUCGGUGGAAACACUGGACCUUAGUAAUAAUGACAUCACAGAGCUACGAGGACAAUCUUUCCCCGCUGGCCUUCAAAUCCGAGACCUGUAUCUGAGCAACAACAAGAUCAGGGAUUUGGAAUCGGGAGCUCUGGACCAUCUGGGCGCGUCUCUCCAGGUUCUCCGACUGAGCCGAAAUCGCAUCAGCCAGAUCCCUGUGAGAGCCUUCCAGCUCCCGAAGCUCACCCAGCUUGAGCUGAACAGGAACCGCAUCCGUCAGAUAGAAGGUCUGACGUUUCAGGGACUGUCGAGUCUGGAGGUGCUGAAGUUACAGAGAAACACCAUCAGCAAACUCACUGAUGGAGCCUUCUAUGAUCUGGCCAAAAUGAAAGUCCUACAUCUGGACUAUAACAGCCUGACAGAAGUAAAUAGUGGCUCGCUGUAUGGUCUGACGUCUCUUCAGCAGCUUUUUCUUAGUAACAACUCUAUAGCUCGCAUUAACCAGGAUGGGUGGAAGUUCUGCAAUAAACUGAGGGAACUGAAUCUGUCAUACAAUAACCUGACUCGUCUGGAAGAAAGCAGUUUAGCAGUGCUGGGGGAUCUCCACACUCUUCGCCUGGGCCACAACUCCAUCAGCCACAUCACUGAGGGAGCCUUCAGGGGCCUCAGAGCUGUGCGUGUGCUGGAGUUGGACCAUAACGACAUCUCAGGCACAAUAGAGGACACCAACGGAGCCUUCUCUGGAUUGGACAGCCUCAACAAGCUGACUCUGUUUGGAAACAAGAUCAAAUCUGUGGCCAAAAAAGCCUUCUCUGGUCUGGAAACACUGGAACACCUAAAUUUGGGGAACAAUACCAUUCGUUCGAUUCAACCUGAAGCUUUCAGCAAAAUGAGAAGUCUCAAAACCCUUCUCAUCCAGAGUGAUAGCUUCCUAUGUGACUGCCAGCUUCACUGGUUGCCCACAUGGUUGGUCUCUCGUAACCUGCAGGCCGGUGUCAAUGCCACCUGUGCUCACCCUGAGAACCUCAAAGGAGCCAGUAUCUUCCGGGCUCCACCUGACAGCUUUGUUUGUGAUGACCUCCCAAAGCCUCAGAUUACUGUACAACCUGAAACGACCAUGACAGUUUUAGGAAGUGAUGUUCGUCUCACCUGCACAGCGGCCAGCAGCAGCUCUUCUCCCAUGACUUUUGCUUGGAGGAAAGACCAGGAGCUACUUCGGCACGCUGAGACAGAAAACUUUGCUCAUGUUCGUGCCUCAGAUUCUGUAGCCGCACAGAACGGAGGUGUUAUGGAGUACACCACCAUCUUGCACCUCAGGCGUGUCACCUUUGCCCAUGAAGGUCGUUACCAGUGUAUCAUCACCAACCACUUUGGCUCUACCUAUUCCAGCAAGGCUCGUCUCAUUGUCAACAUUCUUCCCUCUUUCAUGAAAACGCCACGUGACAUCACCAUUAGGACUGGACACACUGCGCGGCUUGAGUGUGCAGCAGUGGGACAUCCUACCCCACAGAUUGCCUGGCAGAAAGAUGGAGGCACAGACUUCCCUGCUGCCCGUGAGCGCAGAAUGCAUGUGAUGCCUGAUGAUGAUGUUUUCUUCAUAAUGUCAGUGAAGCCUGAGGACAUGGGCGUGUACAGCUGCACAGCCAAGAACAUGGCGGGCACCGUAUCAGCAAACGCCACGCUCACCGUUCUAGAGACCCCUCACCUGGCCCAGGACCUGGAGGACCGAUCAGCAGUGGUGGGAGACACAGUAGCACUGCAGUGUAAAGCCCUAGGUAGUCCUCCGCCCCGAAUCACAUGGUUACGUAAUGACCAGCCUCUGCACCCGUCUGAGCGCCAUCAUUUCACCCCCGGAAAUCAGUUGCUUGUAAUCGGUUCCGUCUCUCUGGAGGACGCUGGACGCUACACCUGUGUUAUGUCCAACACUUUGGGCACAGAACGCGCUCACAGCCAGCUGGUGGUCACUCAGCGGAGAUCACCCUGCAUGUCCCCAUCAGGCCCUGGCACCGUCACUAUAGGAAUAAUUGUGAUUGCAGUGGUGACCAGUAUUGUCCUGACCUCGCUGGUGUGGGUGUGCAUCAUCUACCAAACCAGGAAGAAAAGCGAGGAGUGUAGUGUCACUAACACAGAUGAGACAAUAGUUCCUCCAGACGUACCCAGCUACCUGUCCUCUCAGGGCACACUGUCAGAGCGGCAAGAUGUGUGCAUCCGGGUGGAGGCGGGCAGUGGUCCUCAACCUAAUGGACACAUCGACUCCACUGGUUUUGAUUGUGCUGUGAUGUGUUCAGAUUGUAUCGAAAACAGCAACAGUUACUCCAAAGACCCGGACUACCUGAGCCAUGAGUUUAGACCAGUAGCAGGUUUGGAGUACCAGCAGCAGGAUAGUGAACCUCCAGCGUACUCCCUCUGUACCACGGUGGAGCAGCCGGACAGAGAGCUGCAUAAGGCCUUAUUGUGUAACGGGACGCCCAAUGGCAUCCGAAAGGAUGUACAAGACCCGUUUCCAAAAAAACACAAUCUGAUCCAACAUGAUCGAAAAGUGGACAGAGCAGCACAGGAAGACUGCUCCUUAUCACAGGACAAUUCCUUCCACAAACCAGUGAAAUUGUCUAAUCACCAGGACACAGACUGUGAGCCGGACCUCAGACAGACUCUAUUGUCCAAUGGACACAUUCUCAGAGCCUCCCAGAAUGAGAGCGCCCCCUUAAGAAGAGCCAGCGACUAGCAGGCACUUAAGUCUGAACUCACAGAAGCUGAGAGGACUUUUCUUUGCACUGGGAAAUAAACUGCUACCUCAUAUCGAGGCCAAUGGCCCCAAGCUUCCUGGCCUGAGGCUAAGGACAGCGAAGGGCAUCCGGAGUUUGAAGGUGGAGCUUGUGUGGGUGGCGUCCCAUCUGAGCGUAUUAGCUGUACAUAAUUAAAAUCUUCCUCUGGGAGGUAACCAAGAAUUCUAGCUCCAUAAUAUGACUUGCAUUUGAAGCAUGUACAUGUAGGGAAUCUGUACAGUAUAUAUUGUGCAGGGAAAUGGAAUACCUUGGACAUUUGACUGUACAUAAGAGUUUCUUAUAUAUUAUAUGAUUUUUACAAAAGAGUAUUUGAAUUUAUGUGCAUGACAAAGAAAGGAGUGAUUGUAUCUUUAUUUUUGUUCAAAACAACAUUUUCAGCUUCUACCAACAUUCAGCUGCUGUGCCUUACUGUACUGCAUGAACAAAGAAAACUCACAAAGCUCAUUUUGAAUAGUUUGAGUAACCUGGUACCUGGUACACUCUCUAUGCCAUGUAUGGGACUGUAUUGCACUAGAAUGUUUUUGACAAAUGUUGCCAGUCCUGGCCUUUCACAGAUACAGUUUGCAUCCAUUAUAUGAAGGAAGAGCUUACAUGUUGUUUUUAUAUAGGUCAGAAAGUUCAGUGUGGAUUAGACUGAGGGUGAUCAGUUAAAGCACUUUUACAUGAUUCGUAUAGAAAUGCAUAUAUCUGCUGCCAAUAGGAAUGCAGGAACCAUAGGUGCCUCCUUGGGUUAGGAGACAUUCCACAAUUGUUGACAUGUUAAAGUAAUGCGCACAGACUGUUCCAUUAGGCUCUUCCACCUGUUUCAUUUAAGUUACUGCUCAGUUGAACUGCUCUAUUCAUUCAGUCCAAUGUAUUUCUUUAUUUCCAGGAAAAGUGUCAAUAUUUGUUGUUCAGUUGUUAAAAAUCUAGAGAGCUGAUAAUUUUUCUGUUUGGAUUUCAUAUUGGCUGUGUCUUUGCUUUCAAAUUGUGUGCAUUAGAGCACUUAUUUUUAAUUGGACAAAAAGUUUCGCUUAACCUGGUGAGUUAAAGAGUUCCUUUGUUACUGCUGUAAUGUGUCUCAACAUCCACUAUAUCUGGCCAGUAUUUCCCAUGUAUUCAGUCUCCCAGUAAAUACUUUUAUGUUAAAGGUUUUCAGGUGCAGCACUUAAUGUACUGGCACAACUUCGACAUGGUUUAAAUAGCUACUUUGUCUGGUGUUUGCAUGUGUUUCUUUCACGCUUCUGUUACCUGUGGCCUUAUCAAGGUAAACCAGAGGACGUGCCUUCUCCAGUUACACCUGAUAGCACCUAACAGUUAAGAUUUUACCAGCAAGUCCAAUCAGAAACCCCUCUUCGAAAAAAAAACGAAUCCAUCGGGUAAAAAGGGACAAAUGGAGCGAGAUGCAGUUCAUGUCUGCGUAAUUUAUUAAACUGUUCAAACCAUUGUACCAACAGGAAAGCUAAAGCAUAGAAGUGUCUAACAUGGCAUUGAAGUGGCUAAUAAAAAUCACUUUUGCUAAUAA